This is a messenger RNA of Mugil cephalus (flathead mullet), 5279 nucleotides long. RefSeq names its product E3 ubiquitin-protein ligase pellino homolog 2. The record is from RefSeq and is a predicted model, not a curated record. The transcript has 7 exons. Lineage: Eukaryota; Metazoa; Chordata; Actinopteri; Mugiliformes; Mugilidae. Gene Ontology annotation, biological process: regulation of Toll signaling pathway; protein polyubiquitination. Bases 268 to 1554 code for a protein of 428 amino acids. Gene Ontology annotation, molecular function: protein binding; ubiquitin protein ligase activity.
UGUAUCCUAUGCUAUUGAACAGAUUUGUCGCGUUGCAAACUAGCUACACGCCGGCGUUAAAGCCGUGAAAAGAUGCUCCUUCAUGGGAUUAAAACAAUAAAACAAACGCCCGGAAGUCUUGAAAAACUUUGCCCAACUGUGGCCAAACUUUGAUAGACCGCAAACCAGCCCACUUCCCUACAGUUUCGAGUGUGUUAGCAUUGUUUUAUCUCCCCACUAUUGCCAUUGGACGCGUCUUUUUUUCUUAUUCUGGAGCAGUCCAGUCUGAUGAAUUCACCGAAAAAAGACGGAGAUGAUGAUGUGCCCGUUAAAGACCCGGUAAAAUACGGCGAACUGGUCAUUUUGGGGUACAAUGGCUCGCUUCCAAGUGGAGACCGCGGGCGCAGAAAGAGCCGCUUCGCUCUGUACCGAAGGGCCAAGGCCAACGGUGUCAAACCCAGCGCUGUGCACAUCCUCAACACGCCACAGGACAGCAAGGCGGUCCACAGCAGGGGGCAGCACAGUAUCUCCUUCACGCUGUCCCGCAACCAGACAGUGGUGGUGGAGUACUGCCAUGACAACAACACAGACAUGUUCCAGAUCGGACGCUCCACAGAAAGUCCCAUUGACUUCGUGGUGACAGACACCUCGGGAGGGGGAAAGGAUGGAGAGGACCCGUCCAUCGCCCCCAGCACAAUCUCCCGAUUCGCCUGCAGAGUGGUGUGUGAGCGCAACCCGCCCUACACGGCUCGCAUCUAUGCUGCAGGCUUCGACUCCUCCAAAAAUAUCUUCCUAGGGGAGAAAGCAACCAAAUGGAAAAAUCCCGAUGGGCACAUGGAUGGCCUGACCACCAACGGGGUGCUGGUGAUGCACCCGGAAGGUUUCCCAGAAGACCCCAAGCAGGGUCUGUGGAGGGAGAUCUCCGUCUGCGGGGACGUUUAUGCUCUGCGGGAGACGCGCUCCGGACCCAGUCGAGGCAAACUGGCGGAGGGAGAGAGCAGCGCGCUGCGUGACGGCUCCCUGGUCGACCUGUGUGGUGCCACCUUGUUGUGGCGCACAGGCGAGGGGCUCAUGCGUGCUCCCACGCUGCGUCACCUGGAGGCGCUUCGCCAGGAGCUCAACGCGUCCCGACCCCAGUGUCCUGUAGGCCUCAGCACACUGGCCUUCCCCAGCCUGCCACGCAGCCACAGCCUUGAGGAGCGUCAACCUUGGGUCUACCUCACCUGCGGCCACGUACACGGACGCCACGACUGGGGCCAGAGGUCUGAGGGGGAGGAGGAACCGGCGGAAGGCGAGGGCUCCACCACCCGCAGAGAAUGUCCCCUGUGCAGGAGCGUGGGUCCCUACGUGCCACUGUGGCUGGGCUGCGAGCCCGCCGUGUACGUCGACGCCGGGGCUCCCACUCACGGUUUUGUGCCAUGCGGCCACGUCUGUUCAGAGAGGACAGCCAGAUACUGGGCCGAGACCCCUCUGCCCCACGGGACGCACGCCUUCAGACCCGUCUGCCCCUUCUGCUCCGCUGCCCUCAGCUCCCCCGGCUGGACGCGGCUCAUCUUCCAGGGCCCCAUCGACUAGCCGCCCGCUCCUCGGCAACCACUCUCACAGCGACGGGAAUCUACCUGAGCUUCAUUCAUGUUGCAAACGUUGAUCGGUGUGGAAAGGUGUGGAAAUACGUUCGGAGUACGUAAGCUAAAGCAUUUGUGUUUGCAACAUUGUGUCACUGAAUGUAGCUCAGUGCUGAAGAAUCCUUCCCCUUGUUUAUCCUUCAGUGCUUGUUGAUUGGUAUAGGAUCAGCAGCUUAGGUGAAAGAGACGUGACAGAAUAGUAAAUACUGUCACGUGAAUCGGAUGUUUCUAAUUCCAGCCGACCAUGAAUCCACCUCCUUUUAAUAAUUAUAGAGCCUUAAAUGGAGGUGGAUUUAUGGUCGGCCUUCAGUUAGAUAUAGUUCUCAGAAAUAACAUCACGCAUACACAGGAGCUUAAAUAAUGCUACUUGACCUUUUUUUCCAACAUGUAUCUUCACAACACUAUUAAAUAAAACAGCACCACAGUAAUAUUAUACUUUAUCGGGCUAAAACACUCAGUAUCAGACACAAUGCAUGUUAAGAAAUGGCAAGUAGCUUUUUGCACAUAACAAAGGAAAUGGCCUUGUUUCUCAGUUCGCAUUAAUUGUAGGUCAGUGUUCUUUCCGUGGUGGAGCACCUCUAACACUUGGCAACCUAAUUUUUUUAACAUAUCAAGAUAGCUCUUCUGCCCCGGACUCCCGUGAUUUAAAAAAAAAAAAAGAUUUGCAUUCUGGCUUCCUUCCUCAACUGCUAGCUGUUUUAUAUUUAUAGCUGUGUACUCAGCUUUAUCGACUACUCAUGAUAAAUGUGGGAGGUUACAAGACGAGAGGCUUGAGCUCCCGUGCACCAUUUCAAAUUCCUAGUGAGCCAUGAAGGGGAAUUUGUUUUUAAAAUCAGGCUUCUUUCACUAUAUGCAGUUAUCAUUUUUUGUCUUCACAUAUCCUUUUAGUGUGAAAUCUAUGCACAGACCCUGCCCUUAAACAAGUCCCCCCCUUGAUUACCUCUUAAGCACAGAGUGAGCGCUGCAUCCACUUGAUCUUAUCCUAAUUAUGAAGCAGAGCGAGGAUAAACAAAGGCUGGGAAAUAAACUGGGUAAACUCCACUUCACAACUCUCUGAAGCAAUAAUCUCACUGAUAAGCUAGAUGUUGUGCUAUGUUUAGCCAAGUGUUAGGUCAGUAGUCCCUUCAAACAUGGCUGAAAUGGCUUCCAGGUUAAGGGCUCAACCAGAGGCGCGUUCGAUUCCAUGACUUUUUUAUUUCCAAAUGGGGUUUUAGAUGAAUGAUGACAGUAUGUAUGGUGUGUCCAGAGCACUAAUAUUUAAAGACAGGCAGCAGAAUCAGCGACUAAAUAACUAAUAUACAUUUAACCCUUUAUAGGGCCAUUGUUAUAAUACUUGGAAAUACUAAAUUUCAACCAUAGAGUGUUAUUGUAUGAGAAAAUCAAGAUAAAUUAAUUUAACAUAUAUGGUUCUUUGCCCUUAAGAGGUAAAUAAAUGUAAACAUGUGUUUAGACCCUAAGUGCUGAUUCAAGCACUUGUCAACAUUACAUCACAUUAGGCCACUUCUUCUUCUUGGUAUCUACCGAAGCAAUUGUGCUCAGCUUUCCUGCUUCUAAACCUCACUGAGCGGCACAGGGUCGCAAUUUAAAAUGUGUGCCGAAGUUACCAUAUGUGGUUCCUUGCCCCAUGAAGGGUUAAAAACCCAAUCCAGACACAUGCUAAUCUCCAGGAGCGGUUGUUUUAGCCACACAACAGCACAGCUGUUGGUAUUGUUCUGAAAACGACUUGUUGCAUUGCCUCUCUCAUUAACUUGAACACACUUCUGGUUACCGAAUUAUGCUACACAGGGUCUAUGUUAGUGUGAUGGCGUGUCAGUAGGUUUGACCUUGUACAACCUCAAAUUAAAACCUCUUUUUUUUUUGUUUUGUUUUGAAGAAAACUAUUUUGUUAGGAAAGGGGGAGGUGUUUAUUUUGGGGAAGUGGGGAGAAUCCUUUUAGAUGUUCAGUGUUUAAAAAAAAAAAAAAGAAGAAGAAGCUAUUUUUCUAACUGGUUUUAGUUAACUGUUGUUACUCAGUGUAAGCAAGUUGUGUAUGUUUCAAAAUAUAACCGCGUGGUAGAUGUAGGAGAGCUUGUGAGUGAGAAAACGUUGCCAACACUGUGUCCAACAAACACACACGUACACACUGCUACCGUAAAAAAAACAACAACAACAUUGCCCAGACAAUGAAUGUAGCCAAAUACUCGGGCUAUAUUUAGCCUUCCCUGGUGCUCAUAUUGAAUGGUCUAUAUUGUGAUACUAUUUUUGUAACUGAAUAUUACGGUGUAGCUUGGUGAACUAGCUCAAAAAAACGAAAUAAAAAGUCUGGUCGUUUCAAUAAUAGCCUCAAGUAUGGAAGACAUAACUGAUUUAUACACUCUCACAUGGAAAUUGUGUCUAGCUUGCAUGUGCUGAACGUACACGUAACGGUAUGUACACUACACACACACACACACACUUAAAAACUUUGCACGGUGGAUUGCCAACUUGUUAUUCAUGCUGAGAACGUUUGUCGCAGACCAAGUUGUCUUCCGAGCUCCUCAGUUGUUAAACCUGCAGCAUUUUGUUUUGCGAAGAGAGGAAAAGAAAGCCUGAAAAAAAAUCAAAAAAAAAAAAAAUCCUCAUACUUGAUAAAACUUUGUGAAUGAGACCUCUUGUACUGCUAUGCUAAUAUUUCCCACCGGAACCAGUGAACGCUGCAGAAGGAAUCACGUCAACACCUGUUUACAUUUUUGUAUGUAGACGCAUCAUGGAACGUUUGGAGCGAGCGAAAGGCAGCGCACUGUUUUCAGAAUGUGAUGUUUUCCUUUUAAAGUCUAAAAUACGGCAUUUGUAGUGCGGUGGAUAAGUGGUGUAGUGUUGAUAAUUACUGUAGCUCAGGAUUAGUGAUUUCAGACUCAGCUGGUGAGGCCUGGGGGAAGCCAUGAUUUAAGAAAAAAAAAAACAACAACAAAGAAAGAAAACAUGAUUGAAAAAGUUCACGAACCGCAAAACGUAACCUUGGCGUUAGAUGUGAGAGUAUAAACAUCUAAUAUCCAAACUACUGAGGUCAUACAGUCUGUAGAUCACCACAGGUCAGUCACAUACGGGUCUUUAUAAAAAGAUGAAACUGGCACCAAGAGGCAAAGAAAACAUCCGCUGCCCUUUAUACAUCACGCCAAAUCCAGUAAAUAUAUCCACUAUGUACUGUGUGUAUGUAUAUAUAUAUAUAUGUAUAGUAUAUAUAUAUAUGUAUAGUAUAUAUAUACACAGUACAUGUAACACAAUUGGCAUGUGGAUGGAGAAUCUUGCAGCACCCUCAUUGGCUUCUACUUCAUGAUCUUAGAUACUUGUUUCAGCUCAAGUUAUUCCUAAUUUGAAUCUUUUCCUUUUUAGAUUUUAGGAGGAUAUUUUAAUGCAGCGUCAGGUUAUUUAACACCACCGGUAACAUGUUUUAUCAUCACAUACACUUUAUUCAAAUGCCAUUCAUUCAAGAUGGAGAAACCUCAACCUCCUCGACACACGAGCUCGCCUUACUGCAGGCGAGCGAGUAGCUAACAUGUAUUAUACAGCGUGACAACCUCACGAUUAACAAUGCAUUCCUUUAAAUCUAUCUGUGUUAUGUACAGCUAUUUUGUAUUAUUUUAUAACAUAUUCUUCUGUAUUCGUCCGGUGCACAGACAAUCGCUAUACACAUGUCAAUAAACCAGUUAAAAACCA